GCCUUUGGAAGCUCCAGGGGCGGGGACGGGCAGCCACCGAGAGGAGCCUUCCCAGUCUCUCGCUCGCUCUGCACAUCUCUCUCACACAGAGAGCUUUCUCGUCCCAUUUGGGGGGGGGGCUGGCUUUUCCCCCCCCAAAUUUUUGUUUUGAUGGAUAGACUCGGAACUACCUGCAGCUGUUCUCCUGGGCGCACCACGUUCCUUUGCAGAUCUCCUUGAUACCUCCCCUCUCCCCAUUCUACUUCUCUUGCUCGUUUAUUUUUAGCUGUUUCCAGACUUUAAAAAAAAAUUUUUUUUCCAGAUGUUAGUCCACACCUAUUCCGCCAUGGACCGGCACGAUGGAGUCCCCGGCCACAGCUCCAGGCUGUCGCAGCUGGGCUCCGUGUCACAGGGCCCUUACUCCAGCGCCCCUCCGCUGUCCCACACUCCGUCCUCGGACUUCCAGCCGCCCUACUUCCCGCCCCCGUACCAGCCGCUCCCUUACCACCAGAGCCAGGACCCUUACUCCCACGUCAACGACCCCUACGCCCUGAACCCCUUGCAUCAGCCCCAGCAGCACCCUUGGGGGCAGAGGCAGAGGCAGGAGGUGGGCUCGGAAGCCGGCGCCCUACUGCCCCAGCCGCGGGCUUCUCUGCCGCAGCUCUCCGGACUGGACCCCAGGCGGGACUACCACGCGGUGCGGCGGCCAGACGUCCUGCUACACUCGGCUCACCACGGCCUGGACUCCGGCAUGGGCGACGCCCUUUCUCUCCACGGCAUCGGGCACCCGGGCAUGGAGGACGUACAGUCAGUAGAAGAUGCCAAUAACAGCGGCAUGAACUUGUUGGACCAGUCUGUCAUCAAAAAAGUUCCAGUUCCUCCAAAAUCUGUAACUUCCUUGAUGAUGAACAAAGACGGCUUCCUUGGUGGCAUGUCUGUGAACACUGGUGAAGUAUUUUGUUCGGUACCCGGGCGGCUGUCCUUGCUCAGCUCAACUUCAAAGUACAAAGUAACUGUUGGAGAAGUUCAAAGGCGCCUCUCACCUCCAGAAUGUUUGAAUGCCUCACUCCUUGGAGGAGUACUUAGAAGAGCCAAAUCGAAAAAUGGGGGCAGAUCGUUGCGAGAGAGGCUAGAAAAAAUUGGUUUGAAUUUACCAGCCGGCAGGCGCAAAGCAGCAAAUGUCACAUUACUCACCUCUCUGGUGGAAGGAGAAGCUGUACAUUUAGCUCGGGAUUUUGGAUACAUAUGUGAAACUGAGUUCCCAGCCAAAGCUGUUUCUGAGUACCUGAACAGACAGCACACAGACCCUACUGAUCUCCAUUCUAGGAAGAAUAUGCUGCUUGCCACAAAGCAACUUUGCAAAGAAUUUACAGAUCUCUUGGCCCAGGACAGGACACCCAUUGGCAAUAGCAGGCCCAGCCCCAUUUUGGAACCAGGGAUUCAGAGCUGUUUGACUCACUUCAGCCUCAUCACCCAUGGCUUUGGGUCCCCAGCCAUAUGUGCGGCCCUGACUGCUCUCCAGAACUACCUGACUGAAGCUCUCAAAGGCAUGGACAAGAUGUUCUUGAACAACAACUCUGCUAACAGGCACACUUCUGGGGAAGGACCAGGUAGUAAAACUGGAGACAAGGAAGAGAAGCACAGAAAAUGAAAAAAAAAAAAAGGAAGCUAAUGAAAUUAGGGGAAAAAUAAAUAAAAGGAAAAGCAGAGAGAGAAAUCUUUAAAAAAACAUCUUAAUUUUAGCUUUAAAAUAUUGGAUUGGGCUUUGGAAGAAUUAUACUAGUUAGGUCACACCCACAAAUAAUUUUUUUUAUAAAAGGAAAUAAGGUCAGAGGCGCACAAUGGAAACAGGAACGGUGGCUCAGUGGCUUUUACAAAGAACUUUUGAAGAUAACUUCAAGGAAUUUUCACUUCUGUCCUCCUGCAAUCCUUUUGUUAUGAUUUGGGAGCGGGGGAAUGAAAAAUGACAAUAAUAGGUAAAAGCAAUGAAUAACUUAUUGGAAUAAUGAUUUUGAUAAUGUUGAUACGUUGGCCGAGAUACAUAGGCUGCUUCUGUAUUGUUGUUUUUUUAAAAAUGUCUAUUUAAAGUAGAAAAAGCAAAAACCUUCAAAGGGAUAGAUUUGUUUUAUAUUGGACUGUCCCAUUCAGAGCAAAAUUUCCUGCUCAGACCAACUGCAGCCCCCUAAUUUGUGUGGCAUCUUGCCAUUGCCGCUCUGUGUCAUCAGAUUAACUAGGCCUAAGCCUUACCAGUAGUCUCUGGCUUAUAGAUUUCUUCACAGUGGAUGUGGGCGGGGAGGGCAGGGCAGAAUGAGAGAAAAUAAACCUACUCUGCUCUAUGGGUCUAUCUAGACUAGAAACCAUUAUGGUAAAACCUAAGGCACUCUGAAUGUAUAGCUAACAGGUUCAUGCUGUAAAAGAGUUCAAACCUAAGACUACAUAUAAGACUAAAUGUUAGCUAACAAGGCAAUUAUUGAGUGUCCCUAUUUCACUACAGGCUAGUUGCUUAUAUUUCCAAGUUUACUGCCACUUGCAAGUUUCACUGGCUGUGAAGGAUGUGUAAAGUUUCCAUGUAAGAUCCAGUGACAUACUGGUAAUAAGGCUGUGAACUACCUUAGAUUCAGCCAUUGACAUCCAGCAUAACAUCUGUCUUUCAUGGAGAACAUACAUGUGAAAAAGUGUUAUACAGGAAUGCAAAAGCUCUGAACAGAAGAGAGGAUGGCUACUAAAUUCUCCUGCUUGUGGAUAGAUCUUUUAAAAACCGACAACAUGCGUUUUGCAUUCAGAUAUAACUCUUGUGCAUUCUUUUUUUCAUGGAACUCAUAUGCCACAUCAGAACUGGCUCUGUGUUUGAAAUCAGUAUGACCUAUUUCCAGGCCAGCUGUUGCAACCUGACAGUUCCUUAUAGCUGCAGGAUUUUGGAUGUACACACGGAUCUCUCCCACUUGCAAGAGUUUCCUGUGCAUUGCAAUGAAAACACCUGUCUCAUUGGAGGGGAUAGAUCAGUGUGCCCCGAGAAAUAUGCACAUGGAUGUGUGCCACUGAAUUGAACAGGAGCUUCUUGUGUGCUUUCAAGUGCAGAUGACUGGCUCUUCUAAGACUGGGGACAAUGUGCUUAAGACUGAGGUGCCAGUCUGCUAAUUCUUAUUCUGAAUGGAUAUUGCCUGAUUCUCAAGAAUUCAGUUCUCUGUCUUUAAUAUGUCUCAGACUGCACUCAGUUUUUAAAAAAGAAAUGUUAGUAACAGGAAUGUCUUGAUGAGUAUGUGAUUUUCUUCUGAGGAGUAUGUACCCUUUUUAUUUUCUUCUGUUUCCCAAAGCUUUGCCCGCUUGGCUUAUGAGCUUCUUCAAAGAGGACUAGACUCCCUACACAUUUCAUCAGGUACAGAGAUGAAAAUCCACAAUUCUGACACUUUUCCUUUCAAAUCAAAGCCAGUUGUUUUGGAAUUCUGCAGAUGUACUUCUUUAAAGAAGCUCAAAGGAAAUAGAUUAAGCAAGGCCAAGGUAACUGAAUGGGUGAUGUCAUAUUGAGAGGCAAAUGCUAAUUUCUCCAAUAUAGAGAAAUGUUUUGGGGAGGGCCAAUAGUAUUUGAUACACAGAAUAAAGCAGGCUUGCUAAGUGUGUUCCCUGUUUAGAGGAGAAGGAUGGGCCUGAAGGUAAAGAGGAUUGUUGUGCAUUUCUAAUAGCUCAUUUUAAGGAAAUCUGUUUUCCCCAGAUUAUUAAAGGAAUUUUGCAGUUCUUGAUUUAGAAAACAAACAGCAUGCCUUGGGAUGGGGGAAUCAACCACCUUCCAAUCAUUUGCAGAAAUUUAAGUGCAUUCCAGUAUAUUUUAUCAAUGUGGUUUUAAAAUGCUUUUUUAUUUCCUUGUUUGGAUACCUACUAAAACAAUGCUUUGGUGCAAGAAGAUGAAUUUCACCUUGCAUGUUAUCAGCUUGGAAAUAGGUUGUUGACUUGACAAUGGCUAUAGAGUUUCAUGCAUUUUGAAAAAUCAUUUCCCUUUUGUCACAACAGCUUAUGUCUAUACAUCAUUUUGGCGUAACAUACUGAAUGCAUUCUAGAAAAUGAGAAUAGGAUAAAGAUGUCUUAUGCCUGCCACCUUGAUCCUAAGCACAUUAAGUGGUUGUAAAUUCCAUUAAUUUUGGAGGAACUUAAUUUCACUAAGAGAAUACUGAUGGCUAGGGUCUAUCUCUUUCACUGGGGUAAAGUUUUCUAUUCAGAUUCAGUUUUCAAAAGCAAUUUGAGUCCUUGCAGUUUUGAAUUGAAAAAAAAUUGUAAGAUUUCUUCUGCACAGUGCAAACUCUGACAGUAUAAGAAGUUGUCAGUGUCACAGCUGAAGUGACUACACAGUUCUGUUUCACCAUGUGUAUAAAUAUUCAACAUACAGCGAAGAUGUAGCCAACUGGAGUUUCCUAAAGGCAUAUACAUGCGGUGAAAUACACAUCUGCAAGUGCUUCAUACAUGAAGAAGUACAUUCUUAAUCCAUAGCCUGUCAUUACUGUGUUCCAAACAGUACAGUACAGUACACAAUUUAGGCGCUAAAUUAUGUAUUGUGUAUUUUAGAACUGGUCCCUAAAAUCCCUUAUUUCCAACCUAUCUAAACCACAAUGUACUUGAAAUUAAGCCAGUGCUUUCAGAUUGGAUAUUUCUACCUGUACUGUGAAGUAAGCUGUGUGUUGUCAUUUUUAAUGAGGCAUAUUCAGAAGGUGAUUAAUCUGGAGUAUACUGGAUGUGAUCAAAUUAAGUCUACAAUUCUGAGUGUAUUAUUUAGGCAGCAAGUUUUAACAAAAUCAGUGAAACUUCCAAGAGUUCUCUUUACUUUGGUCUAAACACAAGUAUUUCAGUUCAGCUGAGGAUGAAGCUUUACACUCUGAUCCUAAAUGCAUAUCUGUAUGCAUCUAAAUUCUGUUGCCAAGAUAUGGUGCUAGUCUCCAAGCCACUAAUUUUAGAAAACUGGAGAAUCAAGCAUAAGUUUAAAUUCACUCCUGUUGAAAUCAAUGGGAUUUAAAUGUGCUUAACUUUGGCUAUACCACACCCCAUAAUUUUUGCCUCCUAUAUUUCUGAAAUCUCACAUCCUGUUUGUGUAGUUUGUUUAAUCUAACAUCCAAAAUAAGUAAAUGCACCUUUAUUUUCAAUGUUACCCUAAGGGCUGCUUUUGAGGGGCUUGAAGAUAUCUGCAAUAGUAAUUAAUCCUUUCCCCAACCCAUAUUUGUUAGCUCUGAAUCAAGAUGUUAUCUUGGAGUAGUUUAUAAAUGUACCAGAAUCAUCUAUAUGUAUCACAAGAAUAAUUUACUACUUUUCAACCCAUUAAUCUGAGUAUGCCUUGCUCAAUAAAGAACCCAAACUGGCUAGCCUUAACAUUAGAAAGGCCCUCUGAAGAAAUAUUCCAGAGACUAAAAUAAAAAUGUUUAGGUCCAGGAUAGCUAACAUCACUCAACUGAGGAAAACAUCAUGGCACAAAAAGAGGGGAAGAUCUACAAAAAUAGUCAGGAGAUACCUGGUCCUAAUUGUAAAUACAACAAUAAGAAUAUCUGGGGGACCAAAUCUUUCUAGUUUAUUACACUGCAGACAUGCCCACCUUUCAAACUUAAAUUUGCUAACUUUAUGGGCAACAACACAAAGGAACACUAUAACAGAUAUUGGACAGAAGCUUUGGCUGUCUUCAAAACUCAUUAUUUGCUAGUUUUUUUUUUUUAAAGGGCAAUCAAUUUGGGUUAAACGGACUUUAAAAUGUAGGUUUGGGGGUUGCCAAUGUGGUGUCCUCCAUAUGUUGGAUUCAACUCACAUCAGCCCUGGCCAUCUUGACUGGCUAAUUUGAUUAAAACACAUCAUUGUGGUGUUGUGAAACAAAAACAAAUCUUAAGGUGAUCCUGCCUCCUUUCAUUUGUCAAUCUGCUUUUACAAAUUCUUCCUUGGCAGGCCACUAAAGUUGAGAUUAGAAUCCUAAGGCCAUGCAGCAAUAUGCAAAAACUGACUGAAAGCCAGUUGAGGUUGCCAGUGUGGUGCCUGUGGGCACAAAAAUGCCCUUAAGGACAUUCCAUGGCAUCCACAAAGCUUCUGAGGCCCCUUCUCCUCUCACUGCCGUCUUUGUUGUGAGGUGGCAAUGGUGACUGCCUUCCCCUCCCUUGAAAAGUCUGUAGGACUGAAGGAGGAAUUUAGAAGAAUGAUGCUCUGUGUACAUUCUGAGGCUCAUAUAAACAUGUAAGAGAUAGCAGAGCAACCAAGAGGCUAGGAAGAAAAGAGGAGCAAUUUGGGGGACUGGGGAAGAAAAGCAGAGUAAUCGGGGAGAAAGUGGGUACCAAAAGGAGUUGGGAGAGACAAGGAACCCCUUAAAAUGACCAUCAAAUCAUAGGUCACCUCUGUAUCCACAGAUAUGUUCUGGGAUGUGUUGGUGGUUUUGUUGGCAUCCUGUGUAAAACAAAAUGAAAGAUAUCUGUCAGGAUCUGUGCCUUGGAUCCAUUUUUUUUACUCCUGGCAACCACCAAAUCCAUGUGUUUUUUUCUGUGUGGUCUACCAUUGUAAUCUUUCACUUGAUGGUGUUUUGGGGGGUCCCUGUGUAAAAUCAUGCAAAUUCAAAAGGUUUUGCUUUAAUUCUACUGGAUCCAGCUUUUAUUCAGGCCCAUUGGAAAAGCGAAAAUGUGUACACACACAUAUGCACACACUCUCUGUCUGCGGGGAGAGAAACUGAGCCGGGGAGGAAAGAAGAUAAGCAGACAGAGAGGGUGGGGCCCACAGCACUCUCUUAAAAUUCCAAAUGUGCCUGUGGACCCCAAAGGCUUGGUGAUGUCUCUCCAUAGGACAUAGGAAGUUGCCUUAUACCAAGUCAGACCAUUGGUCCAUUGAAGUCAGUAUUGUCUACAUCAGUUUUCCACAACUUAGUGCCCUCUGGAUGUUGUUGAACUAUAAUUCAGUCACCCCUGAUCAUUAGCCAUCCUGGCUGAGGUUGAUGGAAAUUGUAGUCCAACAAUGUUUGGAGGACCCCAGGUUGGGUGAAGCUGAUCUAUACUGACUGGUAUCUCCAGGGUUUCAGACAGGAUUCUUUCCCAAUCCUACCUGGAGAUGGCUGGGAUUGAACCUGGGACUUUUUGUAUGCAAACUAUGUGCACUAUCACAUAGCUACACAACCCUCCCCUACACUUUAUGACUUGUAUUAGUUGUCCAGUAGCUUUAUCCUUUAUUUCCCAGUUAUAUACUCAGGGUCUCUGUUACUGAUAAUCUGACUCCUCUGCUACUAAAAUGGAUGUAUGUUGAUUCUUUUCAAAGAAACCACUUCCAUCCAGUUUCAGAGGUACCUUGUGCCUAUGUGGAAAGUUCACAUGGUACCAGGGAUUUAAAGGGUAACGUUAUUAUGCCCCCAGCUGAAGGACCUUGCCUGUUCCUGGUGCCGCAUUUUAAAAUGAUGAUCAACCACAUAUUUUUAGGAAUAAUAGCUGCCAUCUUAAACUCAUUCAUGAAUAAAUUCCAUUGUCUAAAUGAGAUUUAUUCAUGGAUAAGCAAAAAUGUUUGGUACAUCUUUUUAAAAAAUACAGUAUGCCUCAUGAAGUGAUUUCAGCACCUCCAAUCUCUGCCAACCAAGUGAUACCUAAGCACUGCCUUUGCAGUUCUCCUGGUAUCCUUCGGGCCACCUAAAAGGUGUUGCAUGGCAUUGCCAUUCCUUGGGUAUUGCUUCAAGAGAUGUGCUAUACCAUUUGGGCAUCCCCACAGACUGCAGCUAUGGCAUCUAGAGGCGGUGGAGCAUAAGAAUCUGAAUAUUUUUGUUUUAGAGUAGAGAACCUAACGCUAUCACCAUAAACAGUCAAGGUCCAUCAAAAUUUGAAGUCCUAGACAAGGAUUCCAACUGAGGACGGGGAAAAACCCAAAACAGUCUGGCCUGCUUGUGUACAUUUAACAGCCACUUUGUAUGCAGGAAUGAGUAGAAUAGUGUGACAAUGAAAUGUAUCAGUCAUUAAUUGUUGCAUUGUAAGUUGCUACUUGCAUAGCUGCAAGGGCUGGUUCAAAAGCUAUUAACCCUAGUCCUGAAUAGCGAUUCCUACUUAAAAGUAGUGGAUUUAAAAGCUAUGAGAGAUACACACACAUAUAAACAUACACACUUUUUUUGGAUGACAGCAGCUUGCUAAACUUGUUUCCAACUUUUUAAUGGCAGAGCUCCUUUGCCUGCUGUAUGAUGGAAAGCCAGCAAGUGAAGCUGAUGUGGAGAUAGUGCUUUGCCUGCUCCAUGCUCGUUAAUGCUCCAUGCUCAUUAAUGGGGAUUUAAAGGAAGUGCAGGGAGAGCUGACCCGGUAAUCCCUCUUAAAAUUUCAUUUUUAUUUAGGGCCUGUUUGCAUCACAUUUUAAAGUGUACAUUUAAGAUUUUAAAGAAGUAUGCCCCUCAUUGGAGAGCCAGAGCCAGGCUUGGCUGCAACGUUAUACAGGGCUACUCAGAAGUUAGCCACGUUGAGGUCAGUGGGACUUAAUUCCAGGUGAACAUUCAUAAGACUGCAGCCUAAAUUACCAGGCAUUUUCCACAUCCUUUUUUACAUUCCUUAUAUUUCAUACAUCUGAUGCAGUGAAAUCUAGUGCAUGAAAGCUCAUGCCAUAAUAAACGUGCUAGUCCUUAAAGUGCCACAAGAUUAUUUGUUGUUGCAACUCAACAAGGGAUCCUUUUCCUGUCAUUGCUGGGGAAAGCUGUGCUAUUAUACGUGGUUUUGCUAGUUACACAGCUGUUAAAAGGACAGACAUUCAACCCAUACUAGAGGAGCAACACUGGUGACUACGAGUGGGUUUUGCCCCAUUAUCAGAUUGGAAGCAAAUGGGUUAAUUCUACUUUGUAAAAAGUUAAAAUAAUGUGCGCCCUGUUAAGCAAUGAGGAGCGAGGUUCUGCUUUUACAUCUGACCUUAAAGCACCUUUUGUUUGAAAGGGAAUCACAGUGACUUAGUUUCAAUGAAGCUUUCUUUCAAGGUUAUGUGUUUAGGACCAUGGUGUGUUUGUUGGUAGACAAGAGUGCAAUAAUCCUGAUUUUACUAAUCAAAUGACAUAUUACACACAGACACACGUAAUUUCCUACCACCACCAAGAAAAGACAAAGCAGUUAUCUUACGGGGGAGGGAGAGAACAACAACAAAAAAAGGGACCAUUUAACCCUUUCCUCUCAGGACAUUUUCUCACUCAAAAUCCCCCCCCCAGCUGUCCCUCCUCAUAAGGUAGGGCCCUUUCUUAGAUAGGGAAAGAAGUCCGAGAAGUAAUGACUUGACUGAAGGCCAGCCACAUUGAGUCCAGGCUGAGAAAUGGGUUGAACCUUUUCAACUCCUUUCUCCUGUUAUUCAUGCAGCUUUGCGGCAGCUUUCAUUAACAUUCCUCUAGUACAGUCUUCCCCAACCUGGUGCCCUCCUGAUGUUUUGGACGACAAUGCUGGGUUAGCACAGCCUGGGCUGGUGGAAGCUGAAGUCCAAAACAUCUGGAGGGGAAAGGCUGCUCUAGUAGGAGAGGCCUUAAAAAUAAUUAUUGGAGAAACAAAAAACUCAAUAUAGUGGGUGAAGUGUAUAUACCCUCAACUCAGCCAUUUCCCCCUUUAGGAACAGCAACAAGAGCAGCCACGCAAAUAUCAGUUCCACACUCAUUCCUUUUUGCCUCAUUAUCAGAUUAAGGCUGCAGUGUAUAGGAUUGCAACUUAACAUCUGACUAAAGGUAUGGGGCUGGACUUUUAGCUGAUUGCUUUAGGAUGGUUACAUGACUAUUUGGCCAAGCCACACCACCCCCUCAAUCCACCAACAAUAUAGCUGUCUCAAGACACCUCUAUGUCUCUAAUCAGAGACUAUUUUUCUCUUCUGAGUCAUAAUGAAAUUAAUUUGUAUUCUUUUUUGGAGUGAGUGUCUUGAAACCUUAUUAUUGAAUCAAUACAUGUACAUAGUUUUUUUUUUAAAAAAAACAACAACGAGGCCAUCAGCACUGAAUGCCCUUUUCUGAGGUACAGCUCUGAUUAAGAUUAAUCUACUCCUUUUAAUAUUUCAGUAUCUGCAAUUAAUAAAUUAAUGUUUUAAUUGCAUUAAUGAAUGCUCUGGGCCCUGUUUCUAAAAUAUUAUUUACUGGUUAGAUGUUUGGUUGAUCUUUACUGAUACCAGUGCAGAAUACCAAAAUUAUAUCAUGUUAGUGUUUAAAAAAAUGUUUAAAAUGAACAAUCACUGUGACUUGGGGAGAGGACUGUGGAUGGCUGAAGACAGCCUCCAUAGUAUAACCCUUUGUAUGCCAAUGUGUCUACCGCCAAUCAAUUAAGCGCAUUAUGUGAAAGUAAAUCCUGUUGCAUUCAAUGGAGUGCACUUUUCAGUAAUGAGUUUUAAGAAGCUAAAAUAACAAGGCAAAUAGAUAUACAGAAAAUAGGAGUGUAAAAUCAAUAGUAUCUCCUUUCUAUGCCAAAACGGAGUCCUUUAUUUAAAUCAAAGCAAAGCCAACACCUACUCUUCUUGAAUAGUCUUUCCAUAAUGAUGAGAAAACAUCAAUUUUAGUGACUCUUCCAGAAAAGAAGGGGGGGACGGGACAAACAUGAGAGGCAUUCAGUGAUGAGUUUGUAUAUAUUUAUUUAUGCUUAAUUUAACGGGAUUGUGUAAAUAUGGCGAGCAAGUAGUUUUGGGGUUAUUUAUCUGUGACUAUACCUCUGUGAAUGGGUGGGAAUUUAAAGCAAGACAAAAAAACCAAAAAGACAAAAAAAAUGACAAACGCUUGACUCUAGAUAGUACCCAAUCUGAUUCCCCCCCCUGUUCUUUAUAGACAAGCUGUUAUGGUAAUGGGUAGAAAUUGGUUUCUUGUCCAGUGAUGACCUGAUUUACAUAAAUAAUAAUAAGAAUUUUAAAAAGAUUGUUGUGUUUUGUUGUAUUUUCCU
Rhineura floridana is the source of this 10823-nucleotide messenger RNA. It is a transcript of the gene TFAP2B, whose product is annotated as transcription factor AP-2 beta. Gene Ontology annotation, molecular function: RNA polymerase II transcription regulatory region sequence-specific DNA binding; DNA-binding transcription factor activity, RNA polymerase II-specific. Gene Ontology annotation, cellular component: nucleus. Gene Ontology annotation, biological process: anatomical structure development; regulation of cell population proliferation; regulation of transcription by RNA polymerase II. NCBI's taxonomy places the organism in Eukaryota, Metazoa, Chordata, Lepidosauria, Squamata, Rhineuridae. The coding region runs from base 302 to 1630 and encodes 442 amino acids. The transcript has 7 exons. The record is from RefSeq and is a predicted model, not a curated record.